UAUUACUUCUAAAUAGAUUUUUAUAUUCUAAUGAAUAAAUUUUUUUUUUUGACUCAUCUGCAACAAAUUCCCUUCUCUCUUUCUUUUAAACUUGAAAUCAUUAGAUAGGGGCUCAUACUUCUUAAUCUUAACCAAAUUGAGGAACAUGGUUUUCUUCAGCUGGGCUCGGCCAUCUCCUGAGGAUUGGAAAUCUUGUAUUGACAGAUCAGAUAGUUUGAACUAUGAUGCAAAAUACAUAGGAGCUAGUGCUAACCCACUUAAUUCCCUCAAACAAGAUAAAGGGCUCUCCAAAGAUGGCUUUUUUUUAAACCACAAACGUGUUUUGGUUGGUUCUGGCAUUGACACAUAUGAAAAGGGCAAGAAUGCUCUCCAAUCUUGGAGGCAUUUUGGGUUGGAUUGGGCAUUUGUGGACCCCAAAACUCGAACACAAGUUGGAGAAAAGUUUUGUGUUUGUGUGAAAGAGUUUCUGCCAUGGGUGAUGAUGCCACUUAAGGUUGUGUAUGUGGAUGAGAAGAAGAAGGGAAAGGAAAAGCAAUCUCUUUCCUCUUUUAGCUUUGGAAGUGGUACCCUUCAAGGCCACUUACUGGCUGGGGAAGAACGGUUCUCAAUUGAGCUUGAUGAGAAGAACCAAGUGUGGUACGAAAUACUUUCAUUCUCAAAACCUGCUGAUAUUUUGUCAUUUGUUGGGUUACCAUAUGUCAGGCUCAGGCAAAAUUAUUUUGCCCAGCAAUCUGCUAAUGCUCUUCUAAAACAUCUCAAUGCUUCACAAACCCCUAAAUGAAGGAAGGUAUAGAAUAUCUUAUCACGUUACGCGUUCGAAAGAGACUCGAACCUCGGUUUUUGUGGAAGCAAAAUCACUUACUGAGCAUUCGAGCUACCCCUCUUGGAUUAAGGAAAUUCGGCUUUUGAAUUGAAUGUGUUCUAAGUUUGUGUUAUCCAAAACAAGUUUGUAAAAAAUCUUCUUCUAUUGUUGCUGUUUUCUUUGCAUAGUGUUACUCUCUUGUCUCCAAUGAUUUCAUCAAACAAUUUCGUAAAUUAGUAAAAUUGAAUGAAAUUGGACAAA
Messenger RNA from Cannabis sativa, 1063 nucleotides. Its product is annotated as UPF0548 protein At2g17695. The record is from RefSeq and is a predicted model, not a curated record. The transcript is spliced from 4 exons. Lineage: Eukaryota; Viridiplantae; Streptophyta; Magnoliopsida; Rosales; Cannabaceae. Bases 146 to 781 code for a protein of 211 amino acids.